AUGCCCACUAACUUCACUGUGGUCCCAGUGAGUGAUGCCGAAAGUAAUAGCAACAAUGUGACUGCAACUGGAGGUGACAAACCUAUCAGUCUCAACAAUAUUUUUAGAGAUGAAGAUAACUCGGAUGGAUCUCAAUCAGGAGAUGACAGUCAAAGGGAGUCACGGCCGUUUAUCAACUUGGAUCAUGACAUGGAACACUAUGAUGGCAAGAACAUGGCCUUGUUUGAGGAAGAAAUGGAGAGUAACCCAAUGGUGUCGUCUCUUCUAAGCAAGCUAGCCCAUUACACCAAUCUCACCCAAGGUGUUCGGGAACAUGAAGAAGCUGAAGAUGGGCUUAGAAAGGUCGCCAUCACGGUGCCCCAAAUGGGAACGUUUAUCGGGGUGUAUCUGCCCUGCCUGCAGAACAUUCUGGGUGUCAUUCUUUUCUUGCGUCUCACCUGGAUUGUCGGAACAGCAGGAAUCCUGGGCUCCUUCGCCAUUGUCUCUAUGUGCUGCAUUUGUACAUUACUCACAGCUAUAUCAAUGAGUGCCAUAGCAACAAAUGGAGUUGUCCCAGCGGGCGGCUCUUACUACAUGAUCUCCAGAUCAUUGGGACCAGAGUUUGGGGGCGCAGUUGGUCUCUGUUUCUACCUGGGUACCACCUUUGCUGGAUCUCUUUACAUAUUAGGCACCAUUGAGAUCCUCCUGACAUACAUUGUUCCAACAGCAACGGUAUUUGAGGCCAAAGGUAUAGAAGGUGGAGAAACGGCAGCGCUUAACAAUAUGCGAGUCUACGGAACAUGUUGCUUGCUUCUGAUGGCACUUAUUGUGUUUGUGGGAGUAAAGUAUGUGAACAAACUGGCUCUAGUCUUUCUGGCCUGUGUCAUGCUCUCCAUCAUGGCCACCUAUGCAGGAGUCAUCAAGACAGUCAUUGAGCCACCAGAGUUCACUGUGUGUCUUCUAGGAAACCGUUCGCUGAAGAACGACAAGUUCGAAGUGUGCGCAAAGACUGAGGUGGUGAACAACCAGACGUUAACCACUGAUCUUUGGAGACUUUUCUGUAACAGCGAACACCUAAACGCCACCUGUGAUGACUAUUUCAGUCUGAAUAAUGUGACAGAGAUACCAGCUAUUCCAGGUCUCUUAAGUGGAGUUCUUAAAGACAACUUAUGGGGUGACUAUGGGCCAGCUCGUACAGUAAUAGAAAAGAAAAAUCAGGAUUCUGUACCAGCUCAAGACACUUCUGGUGAUAUAUAUAAACCCUACGUCUUCAGUGACAUCACCACCUUCUUCACACUGCUGGUGGGAAUAUAUUUCCCCUCAGUUACAGGUAUAAUGGCUGGCUCAAACAGAUCUGGUGAUCUAAGAGAUGCCCAGCGGUCAAUACCAAUUGGAACUAUAAUGGCCAUUCUCACCACCUCUUUCUUCUAUAUCUCCUGUGUAGUAUUGUUUGGCGCAUGUAUAGAGGGUGUUGUGCUGAGAGACAAGUUUGGGGACUCUGUCAAGAAAAACCCAGUAAUUGGUGUGCUGGCUUGGCCAUCACCUUGGGUUAUUGUGAUUGGCUCAUUCUUUUCUUGUUGUGGGGCGGGGCUUCAAAGCCUGACUGGUGCGCCCCGACUUUUACAGGCCAUCGCUCGUGAUGGGAUCAUCCCAUUUUUACAGAUUUUUGGUCAUGGCAAAGCCAAUGGAGAGCCCACCUGGGCUCUUUUGCUAACAGUUGGUAUCUGUGAAAUAGGAAUACUCAUUGCUUCUUUGGAUGAUGUGGCUCCAAUUCUCUCCAUGUUUUUCCUUAUGUGCUAUCUGUUUGUAAACCUGGCCUGUGCGGUCCAGACUUUACUCCGAACCCCCAACUGGAGACCUCGCUUCAAAUUCUAUCACUGGACCCUGUCUUUCCUAGGGAUGAGUCUGUGUUUGUCUCUCAUGUUUAUCUCCUCCUGGUAUUAUGCCCUGGUCGCCAUGGUUAUUGCUGGCUGCAUCUACAAGUACAUUGAGUACAGAGGGGCAGAAAAGGAGUGGGGAGAUGGUCUCCGAGGUCUAUCCUUAAAUGCAGCACGUUAUGCUCUAACUCAUCUCGAGGAAUCACCACUACACACCAAGAACUGGAGGCCCCAGCUAUUGGUGUUGUGCAAGCUGGACUCACAACUCGCAGUGAAACAUCCACGUCUCCUGUCCUUCACGACACAACUAAAGGCAGGCAAAGGGCUUACCAUCGUCUGUUCUGUACUGGAAGGAACAUACAUGACUCGCGGGUCUCAUGCCAAGACGGGAGAGCAGAACCUAAAAGCAGCCAUGGCCGCAGAAAAGACUAAAGGUUUCUCCCACGUAGUAGUAUCCUCCAACCUGCGAGAUGGUUUCUCUUUACUCAUCCAGUCAGCUGGGCUGGGAGGAAUGAAGCACAACGCCGUUUUGAUGGCAUGGCCAGCAGGCUGGAAACAGGCGAGAGACUUUUCCUCAAGGAGGAACUUUAUUGAGACUGUGAGGGAGACAACAGAAGCCCAUCAGGCUCUACUAGUUGCUAAGAACAUCGACCACUUUCCAAGUAACCAGGACCGACUGAAGGAAGGGACCAUCGAUGUGUGGUGGAUUGUCCAUGAUGGUGGACUGCUAAUGCUGCUGCCAUUUUUGAUCAGUCAACAUAAGGUAUGGAGGAAGUGCAAAAUGCGCAUCUUCACAGUGGCACAAAUGGAUGACAAUUCCAUCCAGAUGAAGAAAGAUCUCCAGAUGUUCUUGUAUCAUUUACGUCUGGAUGCAGUAGUAGAGGUGGUUGAAAUGCACGACAGUGAUAUCUCAGCUUUCACCUAUGAGAAGACACUGGUGAUGGAGCAAAGAUCGCAAAUGCUCAAACAAAUGCAGUUAUCACGCACAGAACGGGAGAGAGAGGCUCAAUUGAUCCACGAUCGGAAUACAGCAUCACAUUCCACAAAGGAAGACAAAACUUUAACAGACAAACCAGAUCGCGUCCACAUGACUUGGACCAAAGACAAAAUCAUUAAUGAGAGAAAUAAACACAGGGAAGGAAUGGGUGUAAAAGACAUGUUCAACAUGAAACCUGAGUGGGAGAAUCUCAACCAGUCAAAUGUGAGAAGGAUGCAUACGGCUGUGAAGUUGAAUGAGGUGGUGCUCAAGAAAUCCCAAGAUUCACAGCUUGUGUUGCUCAACAUGCCAGGCCCACCGAAGAACAAAAAAGGAGAUGAAAACUAUAUGGAGUUUCUAGAAGUUCUAAUGGAAGGACUUAAUCGUGUCUUAUUGGUUCGUGGAGGAGGACGCGAGGUCAUCACCAUCUACUCUUAG
Molecule: messenger RNA, 3270 nt
Organism: Nerophis lumbriciformis (worm pipefish)
Lineage: Eukaryota; Metazoa; Chordata; Actinopteri; Syngnathiformes; Syngnathidae
Source: RefSeq, a predicted model, not a curated record